Messenger RNA from Phaedon cochleariae (mustard beetle), 1137 nucleotides. NCBI's taxonomy places the organism in Eukaryota, Metazoa, Arthropoda, Insecta, Coleoptera, Chrysomelidae. The record is from the annotation of a GenBank genome assembly.
AUGGAGUUCGUAUCAUGGACCAUCGUGAAGUUCACUGAUGAAAACACAGUGGAAGCUAUCCCCACGUCAUGGUUGUUUGGUAGUCAGAAAUGUUACUGGCCACCAUUUCCCAAAGACAAAGUAAUCAAUUGUAUACGGAGAAAUGAAAGACCCAACACAUGUUGGCCUCUCCAUGACAUUUGCAUAUUCAGGAACGGAACUUAUGAUAACUAUUUGACUGCUAGAAAUAAAGCCAGAAAAGCUGAAACCUUCAGUGAUCUCAACUCAGACAGUGACAUACAGUCAAGGAAGCUGAAGAAGAAGAGAACUAUUACAUCCUCUUCCGAGGAAGAUGAUGAUCACUUUUCAUCAAAGUUGCCAUUACCUCCCAAAAUGCAAAAAAUUGCGAAUAUUACUACUGUUGUAGAGGAGACUGACUCGGAUGAGACUAAUAUCCAUAAUGAGUCUAUGAUGCCCUCACAGGAACUGUUCACCAACAUUGAACCGAGUAGCUCUUCCUCAAAAAAAACAACGGGUGCCACCCUGAAAAAUUUAUUGAAGCAACAGGUGUUGACUAGACACAUAGUUAAUGAAAUACUCGAAGAUGUCAAAAAAAUAAAACAAAAUGCUAGUAUUGGUAAUAUUACUGAUUUGAGAAAUAGUGAUGUUCAAUCAAUUUUUUUGGCAUUUCAACACUUCCCUGUCAACUCUGAAGAAACUUUGGGGCUGUUGGAAGAAUACCUGUCCAAAGAGGAACAUUUCAAAGCUGCUGUAUCAGAAAUUUCGAAGAUUGGAGGUGCUACCACUUAUGAUUUCAUGAAACGCUGUCUUUCCUCAAUGUUGACCAAUGGUUUCGCUUCACAAUUUAGCUGGCUAGGAGCCAAGAAAAAGAAGAUUUUCCAAAAAUUUAAAUUAGCUGAACUUCUGCUAGAAGCAGCUCAAGUCAACGGAUUAUCGGCGAAUAAAAAAUAUUCCGAAGACGCAAUCAAAGCUUGGUUGAGGAGAGCAAAAGAAAGACACAUAUCAUCUUUAAAGAAGCUGGGUGCUUCAGAAGAUGUUGCUAAUGAUAAUAAUAGUAUCCUGUUUUUGCCAUGAAUAUCAUCUAUUGCUACCAGAGAGGAAUUCAGUAGUAGUAAUAUAGUUGUUCUUGUUUGCGAG